UUCUCAUGCAGUAUUUGUGGCAAAUUGUUUUCAACCAAAGGCAAUAUGGUGCAACAUAUUAAAGGAGUUCACUUAAAUUCUCUGUCUGUAUCUUGCCAAAUGUGUGGUAAACUUUUCACGCGUAAAUCUAAUUUAAGGGAACAUAUGCGAAGUGUAGAUGGUAAAAAAGUAUAUCCAUGUCAGGUGUGUGGUAAACAAUUUGGAACCUCGUCUAAUCGACAGCGUCACAUACGGGGAGUGCAUCUUCAGUACCAAACUACUUGUAAUGACUGUGGAAAGGUAUUCAGCCACAAAGGCAAUUUGAAACGACAUAUAAGAGAAGCCCAUCUUGGUGUGCGACCGUUUAAGUGCUUAAUGUGUGGGAAAAUAUUCAAUUUCAAAGGAAAUUUGAACAAACAUAUCCGAGGUGUGACUGCUACAAGUUAUAAACCAUUUUCCUGUAAAGUCUGUGGAAAACAAUUUAAUUAUAAAGGCAAUCUUAAGAAACAUUUUCAAGGGACUCAUAUGAAGAUGAGAUUUAGUUGUCCAAUAUGUGGGAAGUCAUUUAGUCAGAAGGGAAAAGUUAAAAUACAUUUCAAUAGUGGAAUGGCUGAUAAUCUUUGUAAAUGGUGUGGCAAAUAUUUCUAUAACAAGAGCACCCUUAAUCGUCAUGUUCAAAAUAUUCAUUACAAAACUAGAGCUCCCUGUCCUUACUGUGAAAAAUCUUUUGUUCAAAAAACUUACUUGAAUUAUCAUAUUCGUAAAAUGUUUAGUAGUGGUAACUUUAGUUUCCCAUGUCAAUGGUGUGGUAAAAUAUUUAACGAUAGAAGUAAUUAUAAACGUCACAUUAACAAUAUACACCUCAAUAUGAAAUUCACUUGUCAUUUAUGUCUAAAACAAUUCACACAAAAAUAUAAUCUAAAAACUCACAUUAAAGACCAAUAUGGCCGAAGAGUUCAUAACUGUUCUUGGUGUGGAAAAUUAUUCAAUGAUAGCAGUAAUUUAAGACGACAUGUUGAAGGAAUACAUUUAAAAAUCAAGAUACCUUGUCCUGUUUGUCAUUUUAAUUUUACAAGAAAAUCUAGCAUGAUUCUACAUUUGAAAAAAACACAUACUCAACAUUUCUAG
Messenger RNA from Lottia gigantea (owl limpet), 1107 nucleotides. RefSeq lists its product as hypothetical. Gene Ontology annotation, biological process: regulation of DNA-templated transcription. The transcript has 8 exons. NCBI's taxonomy places the organism in Eukaryota, Metazoa, Mollusca, Gastropoda, Lottiidae. The annotation marks the transcript as partial. The record is from RefSeq and is a predicted model, not a curated record. Gene Ontology annotation, molecular function: DNA-binding transcription factor activity, RNA polymerase II-specific; RNA polymerase II cis-regulatory region sequence-specific DNA binding.